AAGAAGAAUAAAAACCCAUUGCCUCCCCGACUAACCCAUUGUAUUUUGUUUUUUUGCUUUUUAUUUUGCGAAGAGAAAAUGAACCCAAGUCAGACGGUGGAGGAUGAAUCACAGCUAUCCAACUCAACCACCGCCCGCCGUAUCCAACGGCUAUCGCUUCACCUCACCCCACUUCCACCCCUUCAACCUUCACCUCAGCUCGACAUGCUAACUUGCGCCAAGGCCAGUAAGCUGGACGUUGACCAAGGCCCUCUUUCAAGCUACAUGCGAGGGAAGCAUAGGGAAAUUCAAGAGAAAAUUUUUGAGUUUUUCAACUCAAGGCCUGAUUUGCAGACGCCAAUUGAGAUUUCAAUGAAUGAACAUAGAGAGCUUUGUAUGAGACAGCUUAUGGGGUUGGUUAGAGAAGCAAAGAUUAAGCCUUUUAGAUAUGUUGCUGAAGAUCCUGCUAAGUAUUUUGCUAUCACUGAGGCUGUUGGGAGUGUUGAUAUGUCUCUUGGGAUCAAAUUUGGUGUACAAUAUAGUCUUUGGGGAGGUACUGUGCUCAACUUAGGAACUAAAAAGCACCGGGAUAAGUAUUUUGAGGGUAUUGACAAUUUGGAUUAUCCCGGUUGUUUCGCAAUGACAGAACUACAUCAUGGCUCAAAUGUUCAGGGUCUCCAAACCACUGCAACCUUUGAUCCAAUUACAGAUGAAUUUAUAAUUGAUACACCAAAUGAUGGGGCCAUCAAAUGGUGGAUUGGCAAUGCUGCAGUUCAUGGCAAGUUUGCAUCAGUUUUUGCUAGGCUGAUUUUGCCAACUCAUGACUCUAAAGGAGUUUCUGAUAUGGGAGUCCAUGCCUUCAUUGUGCCAAUAAGGGAUUUAAAAACCCACCAGACACUUCCAGGAAUUGAAAUACAUGAUUGUGGCCACAAAGUUGGCUUGAAUGGGGUCGAUAAUGGAGCACUGAGAUUCAGUUCGGUUAGAAUUCCCCGAGAUAACCUUCUUAAUCGAUUUGGGGAUGUUUCUCGAGAUGGAAAAUACACAAGUAGUCUCCCUACAAUAAACAAACGUUUUGCUGCUACACUAGGUGAACUUGUAGGUGGGAGAGUUGGCCUUGCAUAUGCUUCAGUUGGUGUCCUCAAGAUUUCUGUCACUAUUGCAGUGCGAUACUCCCUACUACGUCAGCAAUUUGGUCCUCCUAAGCAGCCUGAAGUCUACAUUCUUGAUUAUCAAUCUCACCAGCACAAGCUCAUGCCAAUGCUGGCUUCAACUUAUGCAUUUCAUUUUGCCACUCAGUAUUUGGUGGAGAAAUAUUCAGAGAUGAAGAAGACGCACGAUGAGCAACUGGUUGGAGAUGUCCAUGCGCUUUCUGCAGGCCUGAAAUCCUAUGUGACAUCAUAUACAGCAAAGUCAUUGAGUACUUGCAGGGAAGCCUGUGGAGGCCAUGGGUAUGCUGCUGUCAACCGGUUUGGUAGCUUGAGGAAUGAUCAUGACAUUUUCCAGACAUUUGAAGGAGAUAACACAGUACUUCUGCAACAGGUAGCUGGUGAUCUGUUGAAGCAAUACAAGGACAAGUUCCAAGGUGGUCCUCUUUCGGUAACAUGGAACUACUUGAGAGAAUCUAUGAACACAUACUUGUCUCAGCCAAAUCCUGUAACUACCCGUUGGGAAAGCACAGACCACUUGCGAGACCCUAAAUUCCAGUUGGAUGCCUUCAGGUACCGAACCUCAAGAUUGCUUCAAAGUGUAGCAGCACGACUUCGGAAGCACUCUAAAACUCUUGGCAGCUUUGGUGCAUGGAAUAGGUGCUUGAAUCACCUUCUCACACUUGCAGAGUCUCAUAUUGAGUCUGUCAUCCUUGCAAAGUUUAUUGAUGCUGUGCAAAACUGUCCUGAUGCUCGUAGUCGAGCUGCUCUAAAGCUUGUCUGUGAUCUUUAUGCCCUCGAUCGAAUUUGGAAAGACAUAGGAACUUACCGUAAUGUUGAUUAUGUUGCACCAAACAAAGCUAAGGCAAUCCACAAGCUCACAGAAUACCUGAGUUUCCAGGUGAGAAAUAUUGCAGGGGAGCUUAUAGAUGCAUUUGAUCUUCCGCCUUACGUGACACGGGCCCCAAUUGCAAUGCAGUCAGAAGCAUAUGCACAGUACACACAGCAUGUUGGGUUCUAAUGACUGGAGAAAGUCAAAAAAUGAAUGUAACAAACAAGUGAAUUAUUCCAUAAUAGAUUAGAAUUUUUUAAUUCUUUUGCCAAAUUAAAUACAUGCCUUUUGAAACCAAGGUCGAUAGCCCCUAGCGUUUGGAGAUAAUGAGGUGAAGCUCGAAAACAAUUGUUUGUAACAUGUAUCAAUAAAUUGAACUAUAUACAUUUUCUUUUUUAUUA
Theobroma umbraticum is the source of this 2357-nucleotide messenger RNA. It is a transcript of the gene ACX2, whose product is annotated as acyl-CoA oxidase 2. Gene Ontology annotation, cellular component: peroxisome. Gene Ontology annotation, biological process: lipid homeostasis; fatty acid beta-oxidation using acyl-CoA oxidase. Gene Ontology annotation, molecular function: acyl-CoA oxidase activity; fatty acid binding; FAD binding. Lineage: Eukaryota; Viridiplantae; Streptophyta; Magnoliopsida; Malvales; Malvaceae. The record is from RefSeq and is a predicted model, not a curated record.